UUUGAUAAACCAAAAUAAAUAACGCUUUUGGCUUGGAAUCCUCGAACAUUUGCAAACGCUAGAAGUAGUAAUUUCUUGCCCAACUCCAAGAAAGAAAACUUGAAAGGAAAGUUGAGCACAAAUUCUAUUUGAUUCUCGAUCUGGUAAGAUGAAUCUUGUUGACGAGGAAACAAUGAAGAAUCAUCCCAAGAUUUCCGUUGCUUUACACCAACUUAGCUUAUUCAUGGAGAUUUCCUGCAAAUUUUCCCAACUGAUUUAUACUGUUGAAAUGUUCCAAUUCUUUUUUGGAAAGAGAACAACUUUUCUGCAAUUUCAUCUUUCGCGAAAAAGGGUUUUGUUGAGAAAUGACCACAUUGCUUCAUGGGGUUCUCCAUGCCAAAAUACAUGAGAUUGAUAGAUUGCAUUUGGGUUGUGGGUUGCCCUUAUUUAGACAGAGUUUUGAUGAUCCAAGAAGGGUAUGGAGAACAUUAUUAUACCGAGCCAAAGGAUGUUGCGCGUGCAGUCCUCAGCUUGCAGGUUUUAGAUUAUAUGCCACAAUUGAUCUGGAUAAUGCAAGAGUUGCUCGAACAAAAAUCAUUCAUACACCUUCAAGGCCUCACUGGUCUCAGUCCUUUCGUGUUUAUUGUGCUCAUGAAGUGUCAAAAAUUAUAUUUACUGUCAAGGACGAAAAUCCUGUUAGUGCAACUUUGAUAGGAAGAGCUUAUUUACCUGUUAAGGAAGUCAUUCAAGGCCGUCCAUUAGACAGAUGGCUUGAAAUAUUCGAUGAGAGUGGUAAUUCCAUACGAUCACAGAUCCAUGUCAGUGUACAGUUUUCAGAUGUAACUCGAGAUCCAAACUGGUCUCGAGGCAUCCAAAAUCCAAAAUAUGGAGGAGUUCCUUUCACGUUCUUCAGACAGAGACAGGGUUGUAAAGUCUCGCUCUAUCAAGAUGUACAUGUUUCUGACAAUUUCACCCCUGAGUUUAGGCUUUCUGGGGGUAAGACUUAUGAGGCAAAACGAUGUUGGGAAGAUAUAUUUGAUGCUAUUGUUAAUGCAAAGUACCUGAUUUACAUAGCUGGGUGGUCUAUUGACACUAAGAUUACCUUAAUAAGGGACCCUCUUAGGCAAAAGGGAGGGGAACUUGGUCACCUUCCUCUAGGUGAACUUCUCAAGAAGAAAUCUGAUGAGACAGGCAUGAGAGUUCUUGUUCUUGUUUGGGAUGAUAUAACUUCAGAACCGUAUAAUAAACAAGGGUUAAUGGGAACCCAUGAUGAAGACACUGUUGCUUAUUUUCGGAACACAAAUGUACGUUGUUUUAAGUGUCCCAGGAAGUCUGGCCAUGGAUUAAGCGUGAUCCGAGGUGUUCAGGUUGAUGCUAUGCUUACACACCAUCAGAAGACAAUAGUGGUAGAUUGUGAUAGCCCUGGAUCACAAAAGAGGAUACUUGCGAGUUUCGUUGGAGGUAUUGAUCUUUGUGAUGGAAGAUAUGAUACACAAGAUCAUUCUCUUUUUAGGACAUUAAAUACAUUUCAUAAGGAGGAUUUCCAUCAGCCUAAUUUUGUAGGAUCUUCAAUGAAAAAAGGUGGUCCAAGAGAGCCAUGGCAUGAUAUCCACUGCAGACUAGAAGGACCUGUUGCAUGGGAUGUGUUAUAUAACUUCGAGCAAAGGUGGAAUAAGCAAGUGGGGAAGAGGUUCCUGCAAAUGGGAAAGCGGUUCCUAUAUACGCCAGAUGAGCUUAAAGAAAGAAUAGCCAAACCUUUUGAAGUAAUGACAACAGCAGCAGAAGAACAGGAAACAUGGAAUGUUCAGAUAUUCAGAUCUAUUGAUGGAGGUUCAGUUGUAGUUGAUGGUGAACCAGGGAUAGGCUUCCCAUCAGACCCGAAUAAAGCAGCUCAGGUUGGCCUUAUUUGUGACAGGGGUAACAUCAUAGAUCGUAGUAUUCAAGAUGGAUAUAUAAAUGCCAUCAGACGAGCAAAAAACUUUAUUUACAUUGAAAAUCAAUACUUUCUUGGAAGUUCUUAUGCCUGGAAACCCGUGGAAGAUAUUGAUGCCUUGCAUAUCAUACCGAAAGAGUUGUCAUUGAAGAUCAUCAGCAAGAUUGAAGCUGGUGAAAGAUUUUCUGUUUAUGUUGUAAUUCCUAUGUGGCCUGAAGGAGAACCUGAAAGUGGUGCUGUACAGGCAAUACUGUAUUGGCAGAGGAGGACAAUGGAAAUGAUGUAUGUUGAAAUUGCUAAUGCAAUACAACGCAUGAAUCUCAACGCACACCCAAGGGAUUACUUAUCGUUUUUCUGUCUUGGUAAUCGUGAGGUUUUGAAACCUGGGGAAGAUGCACCUACAGAGAAGCCAGUGCCUGAUUCUGACUAUAGCAAAGCUCAACACAAUCGGCGUUUCAUGAUAUAUGUUCAUGCUAAAAUGAUGAUAGUUGAUGAUGAAUACAUCAUUAUUGGGUCUGCAAAUAUAAACCAGCGAUCGAUGGAUGGAGGAAGAGACACUGAGAUAGCAAUGGGAGGCUACCAGCCUCAUCAUUUAGCAGCAGGGCAACCAGCAAAAGGGCAGAUAUUUGGUUUUAGAAUGGCACUGUGGUAUGAGCACCUUCGCCAAAUUCAUGGAUCGUUUCUGUACCCAGAGACACUGGAAUGCAUGCAAAUCGUGAACAAAUUUUCCGAAGAUCAUUGGAAAAUAUAUUCUAGUGAAGCUUUCGAUCAAGACUUGCCUGGUCACCUCCUUCGUUAUCCUAUCGAAGUCACAAGUUUUGGAAAUGUUACCGCACUUUCUGAAGCUGAAAAGUUCUUCCCUGACACCAAAGCUCCUGUUCUUGGGACUAAGUCUGACCUGCUUCCUCCAAUACUCACCACUUAGUAACAUUCUUAUUCCGAUACAAGAUUUACAAGCCAAAAGGGAUGAUACUACACAUCAGAAGAUCUAGCAUUUUACUAUCAUCUUGCUGGUUAUUAUCUCUUGCUGAAGGAAGCAUCAGUCACUGAGCAGCCGAGCAGCGGAAGCAUAGGGCUGCUAUGUUUGAAGACCAGAACUGCCAAAAGCCGGGAUGAAGGAAAAGAACGCGAACUUUCAGGGAUUUUGUAUUUUGGGGUGUGGAGGAUACAAAAUGAAGAAAACUUAACUGUACAUAAAAAUAGAUAUUAGCAAAGGUUUCAUGUAAUUCUUUCAAGAAAUGUUCAUAAAAUUCUUUAUAGAAACAAACAUUCAGCCUUUUCUGACUAUUUGGAGAAGCUAUUUCUGUUUAUUUUAA
This is a messenger RNA of Spinacia oleracea (spinach), 3228 nucleotides long. RefSeq names its product phospholipase D alpha 1. The record is from RefSeq and is a predicted model, not a curated record. Gene Ontology annotation, molecular function: calcium ion binding; D-type glycerophospholipase activity. Gene Ontology annotation, cellular component: plasma membrane. The transcript has 5 exons. Lineage: Eukaryota; Viridiplantae; Streptophyta; Magnoliopsida; Caryophyllales; Amaranthaceae. Gene Ontology annotation, biological process: phosphatidylcholine metabolic process; phospholipid catabolic process. Bases 345 to 2837 code for a protein of 830 amino acids.